GCACGUGGUUGUCGGUUGAAAGAUUAGCUACCCUCGCGUGACAUGGGGGAUGGGAAGCCACUAGCAGCCGAUACAAGCGAAAGACUCUCCGUUUCUACCAAACCCAAUAACUCAUCACCUUAUGAGUAUAUUUAUCUUCGGAUCAUUGUUUCAAAUGGAUUGCAAUUCAGUGUUACACAUUUCUCCUCUCAAACUUAAUGCAUUUCAAAAUUGUAUCAAACGAUAUCUGAUUAAUAUGAUUUUUGACGUGAUCAAUGUUCUCAACGAAUUCUAAAAGAUUAACUGUUUUAAUCAUUUUUGUGGGUCCAGAAAGAGCCCACAAAUGAUCCAAAUUGGUUGCAACUUGGACCCUUGUCCAAAAUCACUCACAUGCAAUCAACUCUUUCAAGUCUAAUCCGUACAAAAUUUUGCUCUUAUUCUAAUUAAGAUUCUCGCAAAUGGACGGUGAGAUUAAUUUAUAAAUUUAUUUGAAAUGUGCUUAAACUAUCUCGAACCUAAUUAUAAAUAAUAAUAAUAAUAACUUAUGUUUUUGUAGUGUGAGAAAAACUGCCCGUACGGUGGAGGGAGGGGUAGUUGCAACGAGGGGUUGUUGAGUACCCACAUGAAAGCACUGCACCACACCAUCUCCCCUUCCCUCCCCCCGGCCGCAUCCUACAAAUACCCCACACCAUGCAAUCUUUCUCUAAGCCCCAACUAAAACUGUAGAGAGAGAGAGAGAGAGAGAGAGAGAGAGAGAGAUGGCGCCAACGACCACCACGCUGACUGCACUAGCAGAGGAAAAGACCCUUCAGACGAAGUUCGUGAGGGACGAGGACGAGCGUCCGAAGGUGGCGUACAACGAGUUCAGCAGCGAGAUCCCGGUGAUAUCGCUCGCCGGGAUCGACGAGGUCGAGGGCCGGCGGUCGGAGAUUUGCCGGAAGAUCGUGGAGGCGUGCGAGGACUGGGGGAUAUUCCAGGUGGUGGAUCACGACGUGGAUGCGGGUCUGAUUUCCGAGAUGACGGGGCUGGCCCGCGAGUUCUUUGCGCUGCCGCCGGAGGAGAAGCUCCGGUUCGAUAUGUCCGGCGGGAAGAAGGGUGGGUUCAUCGUUUCCAGUCAUCUUCAGGGGGAAGCAGUGCAAGACUGGAGGGAAAUAGUGACCUACUUCUCAUACCCGAUCCGUGCCCGAGACUACUCAAGAUGGCCCGACAAGCCAGACGGUUGGAGGGCUGUUACGCAGUCCUACAGUGAGAACUUAAUGGGUCUGGCCUGUAAGUUGCUGGGGGUUUUAUCUGAGGCUAUGGGCCUUGAGACCGAGGCUCUAACAAAUGCCUGUGUUGAUAUGGACCAGAAAGUGGUGGUCAAUUUCUACCCGAAAUGCCCACAACCCGACCUCACUCUUGGCCUCAAGCGACACACAGAUCCGGGUACCAUAACCCUGUUGCUUCAGGACCAGGUUGGUGGGCUCCAGGCCACUAGAGAUGGUGGAAAGACUUGGAUCACGGUUCAGCCCAUUGAAGGAGCUUUUGUUGUCAAUUUGGGCGACCAUGGUCAUUAUCUAAGCAACGGGAGGUUCAAGAACGCGGAUCACCAAGCAGUGGUGAACUCCAACUACAGCCGACUGUCGAUCGCCACGUUCCAAAAUCCAGCCCCUGAGGCAACAGUGUACCCUUUGAAGAUCAGGGAGGGAGAGAAGCCAGUUCUGGACGAGCCAAUGACGUUCAUGGAGAUGUACAAGAAGAAGAUGAGCAAGGAUCUUGAGCUUGCAAGGUUGAAGAAACUGGCCAAAGAGAAGGUCUUGGAGGAGCAACAACUGGAGAAGGCCAAAGGAGAUGAAGAGAUUUUUGCUUAGAACUAGUGUGUUUCAGUAUUGAUACCACGGUGUGGAUGGAUGCAUUUCAAAAUUCUAAGUGAUUGGUUGGCUUAUGAGGUGUAUUUAUUGUAUGUUUAAUUUCAUGGUGGUGUAUUUAGUAACACGUUAAGGUUUGGUUCCAUCAUAUAUUCACAUUUAGUGAUUGAAUGUCAACGGUACAAGUUAUGAAAAAAUAUUUAUUUAUUUGGAAA
Rhododendron vialii is the source of this 2041-nucleotide messenger RNA. RefSeq names its product naringenin,2-oxoglutarate 3-dioxygenase. Bases 738 to 1829 code for a protein of 363 amino acids. The record is from RefSeq and is a predicted model, not a curated record. NCBI's taxonomy places the organism in Eukaryota, Viridiplantae, Streptophyta, Magnoliopsida, Ericales, Ericaceae. The transcript is spliced from 3 exons.